This is a messenger RNA of Xenopus laevis (African clawed frog), 1140 nucleotides long. Its product is annotated as zinc finger CCHC domain-containing protein 3-like. The transcript has a single exon. The annotation marks the transcript as partial. Lineage: Eukaryota; Metazoa; Chordata; Amphibia; Anura; Pipidae. The record is from RefSeq and is a predicted model, not a curated record.
GCUGGGAGUGUUUUGCCAGGAUGGAUCCUGAAGAGUGCUUGGGUAAAGCACUCAAUUAGGAUUAUCGUGGAUGAGGUUGUGAGUUGGGAGAGUCAAUUACGAUACAUUGCUGAGGUGAUUUUUUUUGCCAUCGGAGGAAUUGAGAAGAAAGAAAUCUUAGCGAUACAAGAAUACCUGAGAAGAGGCAUUUAUGAUGUCACCUUUGAUGGAGAAGGGAUUUAUCUGUGUUUCUUGAGUAAUUGGAGAGAAACCUUCCAAGAUGAAUGGCUUCAGGGGUUCAGGAUUGUGUCUCACUUUCCAGAGGAGGAAAUAACCCUGGUGAUUAAAUCUUACUCACUGUUUGUUCCUCUGAAAGAAGUUGAAUUUGUCCUACGGAAUUAUUGCAAAAAAGUGAGUUUUGUUGGAAAAGUCUUUAAUGAAAUUGGUGUUUGGGCAUCAAAAUAUAAGUUUAAAGUUACUUUUAAGGAAGAUACUUUUCUGCCAGCAGGAUUCCGUCUUGGAAAUGCAAACCUGGAUAUUUUCUUUCCAGGAAUGCCAGAAUUUUGCAGAAAAUGCAGACUGUAUGGGCAUGGAGCAGAAACCUGUAAAACGUGUUCUAAUUGUGGCUGUUUUGGCCAUGGAUUUAAGGGUUGUACUGAGCCAAAAAAAUGCAAUCUUUGUUUACAGGUAGGACAUCUGUAUGCGAAAUGUCCCCAGAGAAAAGGAAGAAAAGAAAGUAUUGUAGAAGAAAAACCUGUUCCUGUUAAGGAGGACUUUGCCGAACUGCAGUUAGCUAGUUCUUUUGAGGAGAUUUUAGCAGGUGAAUUAAGGUGUGGUGCAGAUCCUGUUUGGGGGAUGGGUGAGAUUGAAGGGUCAGCUGUUACAAAAAAGAGAGGUAAAAUAAAAAAUGAUCCUGACAUUGCUGUGGAGAAAAAGAGUCGGUCUGUAAGUCAAGUAAGACCUCCCUCAAGGGGAGAGGUGCUCUACGAUUUCUGGAAGGAGAAAUCUGACUUAGAAAUCAGGACAUUUUUUGAGAGCUGGACAGAAGAAGAAGAAAAAAAGAUCUUUUAGAAAAAGGGUGGAUUUAGAGCGAAUCUCAGAAAAAGAAAAUUUUGGAUUUUAUGAGAAAAUGGAAAUAAAAAUGUUUUUAAUUUAAAAAAA